This is a messenger RNA of Antrostomus carolinensis (chuck-will's-widow), 674 nucleotides long. Its product is annotated as F-actin-monooxygenase MICAL3. The record is from RefSeq and is a predicted model, not a curated record. Bases 78 to 674 code for a protein of 198 amino acids. Lineage: Eukaryota; Metazoa; Chordata; Aves; Caprimulgiformes; Caprimulgidae. Gene Ontology annotation, molecular function: FAD binding. The transcript has 3 exons.
CUCAGCGAGCAACAUCGGGAAAUCUGGCAGACUGGAAGAGAACAGCUGCCCCCCAGGGCAGCUGCGAAUUGUGAAGCAUGGAGGAAAGUAAGAAUGAGAAGGUGAACCAGGCUCAUGUGCUCUUUGACAGAUUUGUCCAGGCUUCAACCUGCAAGGGGACUCUCAAAGCUUUCCAAGAACUCUGUGACUACCUAGAACUAAAGCCCAAGGACUAUCGUUCUUUCUAUCACAAACUCAAGUCCAAGCUAAAUUACUGGAAAGCCAAAGCCUUGUGGGCCAAACUGGAUAAGAGAGGCAGCCAUAAGGACUAUAAGAAGGGGAAAGCGUGCGCCAACACGAAGUGUCUGAUAAUUGGGGCUGGACCCUGUGGCCUUCGCACAGCCAUCGACCUGUCGCUGCUGGGAGCCAAGGUGGUGGUCAUAGAGAAGAGAGAUGCCUUCUCCCGCAAUAACGUGCUGCACCUGUGGCCCUUCACCAUCCACGACUUGAGGGGGCUCGGCGCCAAGAAGUUUUAUGGCAAAUUCUGCGCAGGAUCUAUAGACCAUAUCAGUAUCCGUCAGCUCCAGCUUAUCCUUUUGAAGGUUGCCUUGAUCUUGGGAAUAGAAAUCCAUGUCAACGUGGAAUUUCAGGGGCUUGUUUACCCUCCGGAGGAUCAGGAGAAUGAAAGCAAGUAG